Molecule: messenger RNA, 1499 nt
Organism: Ooceraea biroi (clonal raider ant)
Lineage: Eukaryota; Metazoa; Arthropoda; Insecta; Hymenoptera; Formicidae
Source: RefSeq, a predicted model, not a curated record
UGGGACGUUAUAUAAUUUUCUUUCGAACAAAAGAAGUGUUGAGAGUCGAAGUGAAGGGGGCCGAUAUAAUUUAAUAUUCAGGUUUCUGUGGCGCUCGUCCGGUAGCGAUUUCAAUAAUUUUCAGACCGGAAUUCAAUAGCUGUGUUUUGAACCGAGGUGCCAGUUCAUAGAAUUAGAACUCUCGUUUGUGUUUUGCGUGUAUCCCGCGCCUAAACAAAUAUGCGACAAAUAUCUGUCGAGCACAAUAAUAAAUACCGUUAUAUACGUAUACCGUUAUAUUAUUAAUAUUUCAUUACUUGUAUUUUGAUUGCAAAGUGAUGUUAGUUUUGUUUGUACAUGUAUAGUAUAUAAUAUAUUUAUAUGUAUGUACAUAUGUAUGUUAUUUAUGUUUGUUACUUUUACUCCUUAGUAGAGCUGGCCAGAGAAUUUGUCGGAUGUUUAUGACACAAUACAUUGAUCAAAAUAGUUUCCCAGUGAGCAUUAGUGAGAGCAUGAGUUCUUUAAGAAGACUUUUUGUAAACCUCAUUAACAUUUUCUAAAAACGAUAUCAAUAAGUUAUCUUUUCAUAAGAUGUCUUUCAAGAAAGCUCUUUAUGAUACCUUCCGUGCAAUCGUGCCUCGCGCGGUUAUUUGCGACCAUUUACUUUCAUAUGGCGAAAGGUAUAGCGCUACAUUGUACGCAGAAAUAUUUAUAAAAUACAAAGAAUUACUAUAUAUAGAGAGAGAAUUACUCUUAAAGAGAGAAAGAACUUUGGCACUAUUUUUCGGUCUCACUCGGCUUUUAUUUUUUCCUAUAAUGUGUUAAUAAAGUUCACUGAGUGGAACAUAACCUGACUAGAAGAGACUAGGAAGAGGGGUAACAAGAAGGAAACAAGAGAAGCUUGUCGAAAUGACAUGAACAAAAUUACACGAUUAUUGGUUACAAUCCAACAAUUGUUGUUAGAUGUCCAUCCCCAUUCUUCACAAGAGAAUGCAAUAAAUUUCAAUUUACCGAUUGGAACGCAUGAAGCACUAAAGGAAUUUAAUAAAUUGUUAACACAAGACUCGGUAUCUUUAUUGCAAUAUAAGAAAUUAAUUAGAACUACAGGAGGAAAACAUCCAGAACAACAUAAGUCAUUAUCAGUGGUAGUGGAAACAGUAUUUCUUCCCAUUCUAUCCAAACAGUUAUUAAAAUCUGGCUACGGCAUGCUGGAGAUCAGAUCAAUCAAAAUACCAAACGACAUGAAUUGAAGAAAUGAAAUGUUUAGAAAAAUAGUAGAGAAAAAGUAGCGGAUCUACUUAGUCGCUCAGUGAGCGAUUGUAUUACUGAAUGCACCAUUAAUUUUUUUAAUAUUUGAUUUUGACUAAUAUUUGAUUUUGUUUAUCGGUAAAUUUUUAAAAAAUGUUUAAAAGUGAUAUUGAAAUUUUCUUUAUAUUAUUGUCAUGAUUUUAUUUUUCACGUGUGUGCAAUAUAGCAAGUAUUCAAAUGAAAUUAAAAGUUUAAUUAAAAUUUUAAUAUAA